AAUCCCAUGUUCUUUCUCUGCUUGCCACACACUGGAAACUCGUCUUCCUUCUUUGUCUGUCUGCACGUCAAAAAUGGCGGCCACUGCUCCAAACUCCUACACCUCCUUCACGAAGCCCUCUUCUUGCUCUUCUCCCACCAAAUCUCAGAAACCCAUUUCCAGUUUUGCCCUUCCCUUCUCCUCUUUUUCCCUCCGCUCCUCCUCCUCCAGCCUUCGCAUUUCCUGUUCUAUACCUCAACCCAACCCAAGACCCUCUUCUUCCAAUGUCCCCCCCGCCGCCGCCUCCGCCGCAACCACCAUUGUUUCUGAACCGGAGACAAUCAUUCCCCGAUUUGCCCCUGACGAGCCCAGAAAAGGCGCCGAUGUCCUCGUCGAAGCUUUGGAGCGCCAAGGAGUCACCAACGUAUUCGCUUACCCUGGUGGCGCGUCCAUGGAGAUCCACCAAGCACUCACGCGCUCCUCCAUCAUAAAGAACUGCCUCCCUCGCCACGAGCAAGGUGGAGUCUUUGCCGCCGAGGGCUACGCGAGGUCUUCCGGCCUUCCCGGCGUGUGUAUCGCAACCUCUGGUCCCGGUGCCACCAACUUGGUCAGUGGACUCGCCGACGCUCUAUUGGAUAGCGUGCCUGUGGUUGCUAUCACAGGUCAAGUCCCAAGGCGAAUGAUUGGUACAGAUGCGUUCCAAGAGACUCCGAUUGUCGAGGUAACUAGAUCUAUCACGAAGCAUAAUUAUCUUGUUCUUGAUGUGGAAGACAUUCCUAGGGUCGUUAAAGAAGCAUUUUUCUUAGCUACAUCAGGAAGACCAGGCCCUGUUUUGAUUGAUAUACCAAAAGAUAUUCAGCAACAGCUUGUUGUUCCCAAUUGGGACCAACCCAUUAAGCUUCCUGGCUACUUGGCUAGGUUGCCUAAGGUUCCACAGGUGGCCCAUUUGGAACAGAUUGUGAGGUUGAUAUCGGAGUCGAAAAAGCCGGUUUUGUAUGUUGGUGGUGGGUGUUUGAACUCCAGUGAGGAGUUAAGGAGGUUUGUGGAGCUUACUGGUAUUCCGGUUGCCAGUACUUUGAUGGGUCUUGGAGCUUACCCUUGCUCGGAUGAGUUAUCCCUUCAAAUGCUUGGAAUGCACGGCACUGUUUAUGCCAAUUAUGCUGUGGACAAAAGUGAUCUGUUGCUUGCUUUUGGUGUAAGAUUCGAUGACCGUGUAACGGGGAAGCUUGAGGCUUUCGCUAGCCGUGCUAAGAUUGUUCAUAUCGAUAUUGAUUCGGCUGAGAUUGGAAAGAACAAGCAACCCCAUGUGUCAGUUUGUGCUGAUGUGAAACCGGCUUUGGAAGGGAUGAAUCGGAUAUUGGAGGAGAAGGAAUCAAAGCUUAAACUCAAUUUUUCAGCUUGGAGGGAGGAGCUAAAAGAGCAGAAACAAAAAUAUCCAUUGAGUUUUAAGACUUUUGGGGAAGCUAUUCCUCCUCAGUAUGCAAUUCAGGUUCUUGAUGAACUGACUGAGGGAAAUGCAAUCAUAAGUACUGGUGUUGGCCAGCAUCAGAUGUGGGCGGCUCAGUUUUACAAGUACAAGAGGCCUCGCCAAUGGUUGACAUCAGGGGGGUUAGGAGCUAUGGGCUUUGGAUUGCCUGCAGCUAUUGGAGCUGCUGUUGCCAAUCCCGAUGCUAUUGUUGUUGACAUUGACGGUGAUGGAAGUUUCAUCAUGAAUGUCCAGGAGCUGGCAACCAUCCGGGUGGAGAAUCUCCCUGUUAAGAUACUGCUGCUAAAUAAUCAGCAUUUGGGUAUGGUUGUUCAAUGGGAGGACCGCUUCUACAAGGCAAACAGAGCUCAUACCUACCUAGGGGACCCAUCGAAUGAAUCUGAAAUAUUCCCCAACAUGUUGAAGUUUGCAGAUGCUUGUGGAAUACCAGCUGCCCGUGUGACAAAGAAGGAAGAGCUUAGAGCUGCAAUUCAGAAGAUGUUGGACACUCCUGGCCCUUACUUGCUGGAUGUUAUAGUACCCCAUCAAGAACAUGUCCUGCCUAUGAUUCCAAGUGGUGCUGCUUUCAAAGAUAUGAUCACUGAGGGUGAUGGGAGAUCAAGUUACUAGUUUUCUGAGCUGCAGUUUUUAUGUUUUUCUUGCUUUCUAUAUGUACAUUUUUUUGUGUUAUCAGACUGGAGCUUUUAGUAUGGAGUAGUACUUUCUAGACUCCGUUUUUUGGUUUGCAUGAACAAGUUGUACUUUGAAUUAACUUAAAGUUGUGGCAAGCUUUAUCCAAGUUAGUUCCUUCUAUAUCCUAGUUUUUGUUAUUUCAAUCCUUGUUCUGAGAUUGUACUUUGGUCCUAUAAUUUGUAUUCUACUAGUGAUAUUCGAUAUCAAAGUCUAUUCUAUUUAUCAA
Ziziphus jujuba (common jujube) is the source of this 2363-nucleotide messenger RNA. Its product is annotated as acetolactate synthase 3, chloroplastic. Gene Ontology annotation, molecular function: acetolactate synthase activity; flavin adenine dinucleotide binding; magnesium ion binding. Gene Ontology annotation, cellular component: acetolactate synthase complex. The record is from RefSeq and is a predicted model, not a curated record. The coding region runs from base 74 to 2074 and encodes 666 amino acids. Lineage: Eukaryota; Viridiplantae; Streptophyta; Magnoliopsida; Rosales; Rhamnaceae. The transcript has a single exon. Gene Ontology annotation, biological process: L-valine biosynthetic process.